This is a messenger RNA of Anopheles nili, 2296 nucleotides long. RefSeq names its product transmembrane protease serine 9-like. The transcript is spliced from 2 exons. Gene Ontology annotation, biological process: proteolysis. Gene Ontology annotation, molecular function: serine-type endopeptidase activity. Lineage: Eukaryota; Metazoa; Arthropoda; Insecta; Diptera; Culicidae. The coding region runs from base 13 to 2079 and encodes 688 amino acids. The record is from RefSeq and is a predicted model, not a curated record.
UCAGUCGCAAAGAUGCGCAUCCCGCGAGCAGUUCACUGGCUAACGAUCUUGGGAGUGAUCUCCUGCGGUCUAGCCCCGGUGUGUGGUGCUUCCUCCUGUGAGCGAACAUACGAAGCUAACGUGCAGUGUGGCAUGCCCGUACCAAGCCCGUCCGGAUUGCCGAGACAACCUGCGGAAGCGAUACACGGCGAGUUUCCCUGGCACGUUGCCAUCUACCACAUCGAGUUCCGCAUCCCAGUGUACUGCUGUGGUGGUUCACUGAUCACCAACCGGCAUGUCCUGACGGCGGCUCAUUGUGUGGUUAACGCUAACAACGGGUACACGUUGGCCCGUGAAAACUUCAUGCUCCAGCUGGGCUACCACGAGCUAGGUCUCGUCGUGACGGGUUGUAGCCAGGAGGCGACCGUACGGCAGGUGUACGUACAUCCACAGUUCCAGUCAGGUACCUACCGGCAUGAUUUGGCGAUCAUGGAGCUGGAACGUCCCGUGCGAUUUAACGAUCGCGUACUACCGGUUUGCCUCGACACGGAUGAAGAUGAUCCAGCAUCUUUUUACCGACAACUCGGUAAGGUCCCGGGUUGGGGCUACACAGAGUUUGAUGAGGUGGCGACCUCACUACGGAUGACUGAGGUCCCAACCGUCAACUACACGCACUGUCUGGCGAGUAACCCACCGGUGUUCUCGAACACCAUCUACGACGGGAUGUUCUGCGCUGGGUACGCUAAUGGCACUAACGUUUGCAACGGUGAUUCUGGAGGUGGUUUCGUGACAUACCGGCAUGGUCGUUGGGAGUUACAAGGUAUCGUGUCUUUCACGGCUCUACGCGACGCGGAAAUCGCCGUCUGUGACACACAACAGUACGCGGCGUUCGUGAAGCUGCGAUACUACCGUGGUUGGAUCGGAAGCGUCCUAAACGGGACCUGGCAGUGGUCUAAAAGCGAGAAGUUGAUACAGCGCGAAGACAACAACGCCUCGGAACGUCCGGACCCGGUCGAACAUCCGACCGACUGUGGUAAACGGAAGGUCAACAAAAUGGCACUGAUCGUAAAUGGUGUCCGCAGUGUGGCCGGCGAAUGGCCCUGGCAUGCUGCGAUCUUUGGUGUUUCGAAGCGAUCGCGAGAGUACCUCUGCGGUGGGACACUCGUCAGCCAGCGUUACAUCCUGACGGCGGCUAGUUGCGUUUCCAGUUGGCACCACCGAAAGCGACCGUUUGUGGUGCAACUCGGGCAAGAUGUGCUGUGGGAGAGUUCACUUACGGGCCGGGAAGUUCGCGUGUUGGAUGUGGAAACGAGUGAUGAUAGUACGAUGGCACUGCUUAAGCUCGAAGUAGACGUGGAAUAUGACGACUACAUUCAACCGAUAUGUCUCCCGACGGGCAGACCAAACUCCAGCGAUUCUCAGUCUGGGAAUGAAGUCCGGAUCGGUUCGAAUGGACUGAUCACCGGGUUUGGGCAGACGGAUCCUCACGGGAAUCCUUCUCCGUAUCUUCAAGCCACGUUGAUGCCCAUCGUCGACAAUGGACUGUGCGUGAUCUACCGCAUUUUCGAGAAGCACGAAGCUCACAGAAUGUUCUGCGCCGGCCAUGGCAAUGGAACCAACGCGUGUUUGGGUGAUCAAGGUGGUGGCUUCUACGAGCAGUCACCUGAUGGAGUCUGGACGUUGACGGGUGUCGUCGGUAAGAUCAACCUCUAUCGUAAACGGUGUGAUCCUCACGGGUACGUCGGUCUGGCCAACGUACUGCACUAUCUCGAGUGGAUAAUGGAUCGGAUACGAAGUGCUCUUGCUUUGGCCAUCCCAGGUCCUGCACCCACCGCUCCAAAGGGUGAUCCUAAGGGACACGGUAAGGGCUGUCGACGUAAGCAUCAACACCAUCACCAUCACGGGCAUGGAUCACACGAGUCGGGUGGUGGUCAUAGGCGAAAAGGAGGCUCGCGGGAGAGUGGAUCAAGUGAGGGAAGCAACGAAAGCCGAGAGCGUUCGAUCACUUCGUCCGUUAAAAACGUGAUGCAGGCUAAGGUGGAUCUGGUGAAAGACAUUCACGGUGUGGCCGGCUCGACAAUUAAGAAGAUUUUCGGUUAACGGAGACAUAAUAGCAUGCAGGAAGAAUGACUAAAUGCGCGAAAAUGGUACAAAAAUUAGACGUGCUGUAACAACUUUAGAUGUUUAAUGUUAUUGUACGAUCUAAUGAAUGCAUAUUCAGUAAGCAUACGCAUUUCGAGUUAUUUUAGAACUGGCAUAGGUAACCUUAGGCUCUGAUCAUCGUACAUGCUGAGUAAAGCAUGAUGAUCCUGAUACA